AGCUUACGCCUUGCUUAAUCUCUUCUUCCCCUUCUUCUUCUCUUCACUUCUUCAUCUGUGAUCCUUCAGUUUUAUCAAUCCGCACUCGUUCCCCCCUUCGACUGUCGCGCCUCCUACCUACCUUCUCUCCUCUCCUCUCCUCUCCGCUCCUCCCCGUCUUCACGGUUAUAUUAUAAUUCGCUCCCGAUCCCUCCCGAAUCAACACGUUGAACCUCCUGCUCUAUUCUCACCAUCCCACCCCCUGUCAUCGCCCAUUCCCGCCAUCUUCAUCCCAGAUCCUGUUAGAACUACACCUAUAGUCCUCCUCCCGUUCGACCUGCGAAAGCGAUCUCGACUCCAGAUUCACUUCUGCAGAUGCCCUGCGCAGUCGAAUCAUCAUGCCCGGCAUACUCCCUAUGAAAGUCAUCAAGGUCGGCAACGGCACCCAGAGUCGCAUCGCCCAGGCCUGUGACCGAUGCAGGAGCAAGAAGAUCCGCUGCGACGGCAUCCGACCGAGCUGCUCGCAGUGUGCUAGUGUGGGUUUCGAGUGCAAGACCAGCGACAAGCUCAGCCGCAGAGCUUUCCCUAGAGGGUACACAGAGUCGCUGGAGGAACGGGUGCGCGCCCUGGAGGCGGAAGUGAGAGAGCUAAAGAGCCUGUUGGACGAGAAGGAUGAGAAGAUCGAUGUUCUGUCCCGCAUACGCUCCUUUUCACCCCCUUCGCAGAAACUACCGUCCCCGCCCGCGUCGCAGACACGCGCCUCACCUCCGCAGCCCAAACCUUCUGUCCCUAGUAUUUCCGGUGAAGAUGUGAUUCAGGUUCAACAAGACUUUUCCCAGUCGUCCAAGCCGACUCCUGAUGCUCCCUAUACGGGCCUUUCGAGCACGCGUGGCUUCGCAGACUCUCUGACACGCAGACUUGCGGGUGAAGCGAAACUCUCGUCACAAUUGUCAACUCGAACCUUAACGGCAUUACCUCCACCCCUUUCCCAUAUACAGGCCAACCCAGAGGCUAAGACGCCUCCUCGCAUCGUGUCCGAUCAGCUCAUCAACAUCUUCUUCCAGGAAUGGGCCCCUAUGUAUCCUGUCGUCCAUCGUCCUACUAUCCUAAAGGCUUAUGAACAAUAUCUCGGAAUGUCAGGGACGUUGCCGGAGAAUUCACAUAUCAUGACACAGUUGAAUCUGAUUUUUGGGGUGGCUGCGCUUUCUUCGACGUCGAGAACCAGUCAAGACCCCACUUUCUUCGAGGGCAACUGGUUUCCUGCUCUAGAGGCACUUUCGAGCAACAUCUCCAUCCCGACAAUGCAAUGCCUUGUCCUUGCCCAGGUCUACUGCAUGGCAAAGGGCGACUACAGAAGCCUCGUGCGCUAUCGCAGUCUUGCGGUCGGUCUUUGCCAUCAGCUCGGCCUUCACCAAGAUCAAAAGCGGUUCUCUCUGGACCCACUUGCUACAGAAACACGGAAGAAAGUCUUCUGGUGUCAAUACGUUCUUGAUCGUUUCGCUUCUGCUUUGACAGGCUUGCCCAUUUUGCUGCGCGAGGAAGACAUCCGCACCGAAUACCCGGUGGAUGUCGAUGAUGAAAAUGUCACCGAAUCAGGCUUCCUGCCUACACUUCCCGGCGAGUCAACUCGACUAUCAAGCGCCAUUGCAUUAUUUGGGGCCUCGAGGAUACUGGGAAAGGCCUUGGAAGAGCUCUAUCACUCGGAGCAGAAUUAUGAGAUCGUCGUCUCGAAGUUGCGCUCUAUUUCGGAUCAGCUAGAUGAGUGGCAGCGCAGCUUGCCCUCUCAUCUGAGACUCGAGUUUGUACAGGAUAAACCGAGCACGAAUGUAACAAGCAGUCGGUCCUUACUUCUGUCUCUCGCUUAUUAUUUCAUUCGUUCAUUGAUUCACCGUCCUGCUGUCUGCUUUGGCAGCAAGAACAUCAAACCCCCGUCCAUGCUUGCGUUGUCUAGUUCCAGCAAACAUAUCGUUCAGAUUAUGCAGCUGCUGGAUGAAAGGCGGCUAUGCCUCUCUCUCAGCUUCAACCGGAAAGAACUUGUUUUCCUAUCUGGUCUGGCUCUUCUGUGGCAGAAUGUCGACGUUAAGCGCGAAAGCAAGAUCGCACAGGAGAGCCAGAGACUACUCAAGGCCGUUGUCGACCUGCUGAAGACAGAGUCAAUGCCUGCUGCUGCUGAAUUCAGUGUACUUGCCAAUGCCCUCAUGUCCUGGGAUGGUGGGAAACGAGUGACAGCCAAAUUAGGCCAGGCUCAUGAGCUGUUAGCUCCACCGCAGAAGUUCUCCCCGGAGUCCCCCAAUACGCAGCUGCAGGCAUGGAAAGCCCGGAUGUCAACAAGCGCUGGUUCUGGCCAAGCUUUAAAACACGAAGCACCGUCACGCAGAGCCACGGUGUCUGGCGGCAGCCCUCCCUACGAUGCAAAUGUUCUGAAAUCCCCGAAUCGGGCGAAUCUCAGUCUCACACAGCAGGGGCACCUCUCCACUUCCGAUUUGAAGGUAGACAGGAGCCACUCGCUUGGCAAUUCUCCCGGCAACCGUUCCGAGCCUGGCCUGCUACUGCCAGGAAACCUGGAUCCGGGGCCCGGACCCCUCACUACUAGCGAUUGGGAGUAUGUAGUUUCCGACAUGGACCGGGGUUUCUCGAAUAUUUUCAAUGGGAUCUACGGCGGAAAGGAAUGUGGCGAUGAUGGCGGCCCGUUUACGUCUCUGAAGACCGAGUACGAGAUGAAGCGCCCCGAUGUUCCUCUACCGUUACUUCCGCAGCACCCUGAUCUCCAGGGUAUGACUCCUGAUCCAUGGUCCGGCAGUACCAGCGAUCUGCACACCGACCGAGGACCCCAGAGUGUUUUUAGUUAUUCGGAAGAGAGCAUGGCGAGUGUCGACGACGGAGCACCUAUAGGUGAUGCUGUGGUCCCGUUUCGAGGCAUCAUAAUGCCGGCUACCGACGAUAACUUGGGUGGUUAUGGAUUGAGCAAUGGAUGGAGACGGCUGGCCGUCUGAAUUUCUGGUAUAUAUUUGCGUAUAUUUUUAAUGCCUUCGUUUCUUUUUUCAUCUGGUGCAAUGGGGGCUUUCAUUCUGUGGGUAUCGGCUGGGGGCGAAUGGGUAUAUGCUAUAUUCUGGUAUAUAAUUUCAUAUGUUGCUGUCAAUGAAUUUAUUCCUGGAUACUCUAGGAUUCUGGUAUUCUGGUUUUUUCUAAUUGCCAUGGAUGGCUGCUGAAGUGGAUUAUCAUGGGAUUUAGAGCAAUGGUACUAUGGAUGAAGAGUAUCCGUUUGUUCUUCUGUUCUUCCAGUUUUCACGACACCCAUACAUUCAGACUUAUGUAUGCUUUUUAUUGGUAUUAUUUGUUAUUUGUCUUUUCUUUCUCCCUUUCCUACCUCUUCACCUUCUCUACUUUUAUCUUCUUCUGUGGAAUCUACUGAGCUGAAAAUAUUGUCAUGACAUGAAUGAACUAACCGAUUCGAUAUCAACAUAUAUCUAUAUCUGGAUCUUAACUAUAUAUAUUCUUGGCCUACCCUUUAGCAAGCAAUAUGUAUACGCUGUACGGAGCGUUCC
Messenger RNA from Monascus purpureus, 3524 nucleotides. The record is from the annotation of a GenBank genome assembly. Lineage: Eukaryota; Fungi; Ascomycota; Eurotiomycetes; Eurotiales; Aspergillaceae.